AUGUCAAUAAAUGAUAAGACAGAUGUUGGACCAACUAUAGCAAAUUCAAGUGAUAAUGAACAAAAGGAUGGUGUACCUCGGAAUGUAUCAGUGAAUCGCUUUCAGGUAUCAAAGCUUAAUUUAAAUUCAAAUGAUUCGACAUCAGUAGCGGUGGAAACAGGAAGCGCCCAAUCUAAUAAGGUAAAAAUACAAAAAGCAGCCAGUGAACCACCAUUUUCACUUCCAACACUGAUUGUUACAGAAAGAAAAAUUAGCGGAACGGGUCGAUUUGAGAUAUCAUCGAAUACAGAUUGUGCUACUAAAAUGUUAUCUGAAAUGAUAGAAAAAGAUUCUCAACCGGUAAAGAGUACAGGUAGAAAUGCAAAUAAGCAUAGUGGUGCUGUUGCUGAAAUAUCACCAUCAAGCACCAAUGGAACCGAACGAACUGUACGAUUUUCGGUGGAAAAUGAAGCAGAAGAACGGCAACAUUCUACUGAAGCAGAUGAGCAGCAUAAUGUAACGUUUAAUUUGAAAAGUUGGCGGAAUAUGCAAACAAUUGAUCAUCCACCGAUUAUUGAUUUCUACCGUAAUUCUGUCGAUGAGGGUAGCGGUGUAACAUCACGACCAUCGAUGAAACAAUUGAUACAUGGAGAGAAUGCUCAGGAUACUGUAAUUGGAAUUGAUGAAUUUAAGAAAGAUACGGAUGAUAUAAUAAAUGGAGAAAGAGAGACAACAGCAAAACUUAGUAAAUUUGAGCCUCCGGCACCUGUUGCACGAACUAAAUUCGGUUGGAUUCAAGGUGUUUUUGUACGUUGCAUAUUGAAUAUUUUCGGUGUGAUGCUCUAUUUACGUAUCAGUUGGGUUGCCGGACAAGCCGGAAUCGCAUUGGGAUGCGCAGUUGUACUGCUUGCUUCUUUGGUAACAUUUAUCACCGCACUAUCAACAUGUGCUAUUUGUACAAACGGUGAUGUAAAAGGUGGUGGUGCUUAUUUUUUGAUCAGUCGUUCAUUGGGUCCAGAAUUUGGUGGUUCGAUUGGUUUGAUAUUUUCGGUAGCAAAUGCGGUUGGUGCAGCAAUGUACGUUGUUGGAUUUGCUGAAACGGUACGAGAUUUGCUGAAAGAAAAUAAUUAUACAUUUAUCGAUGGUGAAAUGAACGAUGUACGAGUAAUUGGUAUUGGUAUGUAUAUAGAAAAUUUCAAUUAA
Molecule: messenger RNA, 1182 nt
Organism: Acanthocheilonema viteae
Lineage: Eukaryota; Metazoa; Nematoda; Chromadorea; Rhabditida; Onchocercidae
Source: the annotation of a GenBank genome assembly